AUGCCAUACCAGCGUCCAUCAUUUUGGACAUGGAGGGCCGAAGGCAACAAGAAAAAAGUAGGUUUCGGAUCCCCUGUAGAGGGCGUUCUGCAUCGCGGGGACAUCAUCACCAAAGUGGGCAACUAUGAUGCUAGGGACAUCCGCCAUCAGGAUGCCCAGAACUUAUUCAAGAAUGCUGGCGAUAACAUACGAAUAGUUGUCCAAAGAGAGGGCACCCCUCGUCACACGAGCGCCGGUUCGUCGCGCACCAGCUCGCACAACUACAGCCCCCUGUCUGUCUCGCCGCACCUCUCGCCCAAGGGGGGCUACUCCCCCUCGCCCAAGGGGGGCUACUCCCCUUCGCCGGGGUACAGCCCCGCGGGGUCCGCCCUCACGCCCUGCUUCGCCUCGCCGCUCACGCCCAUCGACAACGACUACUUCGACAGCUACGAGUACGAUCCCAAGGACCGGAGUCGGGACGGUCAGGAGGACGUUCACGUGACCAAGCAGCCCUACCGUACCACCCCUUUGGUACUGCCAGGUGCUAAGGUGAAGCGCGAAGGAGGACCCACAGAAACUUACCUUCGUCAUCAUCCAAAUCCUUCUGUUAGAGCACCACCCCAUCAUCUAGACCCUGACCUAUAUGUCCGACAAAAGGUGGCAUCUUCAGUUCUAGACAGCAUUUCCACUGGUGAUCCGAAUAAACAGUUAGUUCACAAGCAGUUCAACUCUCCAAUCAGUCUAUACAGUGAGCCAAAUGUAGUAGAUACUAUUCAGAAACAAACUGGGUUGAAACCACAGGUCCGUCGACAUGUGAAAUUCAAUCCGGUGGAAAGCGAGACCUACAAGGCCCUUCAAGAGGAGGAGCUAGGUGACCAUGUCCAAGAGGUGAACGUGCCUCCGCAAAGCAAGAUAUAUGCGCCCAACAGGAACAUCCCUGCCAAGAAACCUGUUCUUGUUGUAAACCAGAAUCCAGCACACUACAACUCGAUCACUGGAGGAGAUCCAGAUAUAAUCCAACAAUCUGGAUCGUUCAAAAGGUUGAUGUGGAGCGUUAUGCCGGGCAGCAACUUCUAAAAAAAUCUAUUCCGAAUAUUUCCUUGGCAAAGUUCGACUAUGAAUUAUUUUGUGAUAAAUAUUUCACAGUCGCGCAUCGUAUCAAAAAAAUCAUUCGAAAUCUCUCAAACUGA
Molecule: messenger RNA, 1169 nt
Organism: Phaedon cochleariae (mustard beetle)
Lineage: Eukaryota; Metazoa; Arthropoda; Insecta; Coleoptera; Chrysomelidae
Source: the annotation of a GenBank genome assembly